AUGCAUGAGCUCUAUGUUCCAUUUCCAGAUGCGAAUAUGCUGUACAACGAUCUUCCAGAGGCCGAGCAGCGACACUGGAAGUCACAGCUACUGAGUCAGGACAUGGUGAGCUUCCACGAAAAAACAACAGCAGCUAGCUGGAAAGGAAUUCCCACGAGCUACCUACUCUGUGAGGAUGACUUGGCCAUACCAGCAACAUUACAAGAGCACAUGAUUCGUGGUGUUGAGGAGACUGGUGCGGAGAUUGAAGUUACACGACUCAAGUGUGGGCAUAGCCCAUUCCUCAGUAAGCCGGAUGAGACGGUGAAAUGGCUCAGAAAGGUUGCUGGAGAGGAAUUGUAG
Didymosphaeria variabile is the source of this 342-nucleotide messenger RNA. RefSeq lists its product as uncharacterized. The transcript is spliced from 2 exons. Lineage: Eukaryota; Fungi; Ascomycota; Dothideomycetes; Pleosporales; Didymosphaeriaceae. The record is from RefSeq and is a predicted model, not a curated record. Bases 1 to 342 code for a protein of 113 amino acids.